AUGUCCAAAGGAAGUGUCUUCGAUGCCUGUGUGCUCCCCAAGCUGCAUGUGAAGCUCUGUUACUGUGUGAGCUGUGCCACUCAGAGCAAGGAAGUCAGGAACCGAUCUCGGGAAGCUCACAGGACCAAACACCCCCACACUGAUUUAGACCUGUGGGUGCGCCCCUCGCCCUCCACCAAAGCCCAUCUCAAGCUGCAGUUCGAAGAGCUCGAGGUGGACUAUGAGGCCAUCCGCAGCGAGAUGGAGCAGCUCAAGGAGGCCUUUGGACAGGCACACACAAACCACAAGAAGGUGGCGGCAGACGGCGAGAGCCGCGAGGAAAGCCUGAUCCAGGAGUCGGCCUCCAAGGAGCAGUACUACGUGCACAAGGUGCUGGAGCUGCAGGCCGAGCUGAAGCAGCUGCGCAACGUGCUGGCCAACACCCGCUCAGAGAGCGAGCGCCUGGCCUCGGUGGCCCAGGAGCUGAAGGAGAUCAACCAGAACGUGGAGCUCCAGCGAGGCCGCCUGCGGGAUGACAUCAAGGAGUACAAGUUCCGGGAGGCCCGCCUGCUGCAGGACUACUCGGAGCUGGAGGAGGAGAACAUCAGCCUGCAGAAGCAAGUGUCCGUGCUCAGGCAGAACCAGGUGGAGUUUGAGGGCCUCAAGCAUGAGAUCAAGCGCCUGGAGGAGGAGGCCGAGUACCUCAACAGCCAGCUGGAGGACGCCAUCCGGCUCAAGGAGAUCUCGGAGCGGCAGCUGGAGGAGGCACUGGAGACACUGAAGACGGAGCGGGAGCAGAAGAACAGCCUGCGCAAGGAGCUGUCGCACUACAUGAGCAUCAACGACUCCUUCUACACCAGCCACCUGCACGUCUCCCUCGAUGGCCUCAAGUUCAGUGAUGAUGCCGCUGCAGAGCCCAACAAUGAUGCCGAGGCCCUGGCCAACGGCUUCGAGCACAGCAGCCUGGCCAAGCUGCCGCCGGACAACAAGACCUCCACGCCCAGGAAGGACGGCCUCACGCCGCCCCCACCCAGCCUGGUCUCCGACCUGCUCAGCGAGCUCAACAUCUCCGAGAUCCAGAAGCUGAAGCAGCAGCUGAUGCAGAUGGAGCGGGAGAAGGUGGGACUGCUGGCAACACUGCAGGAUACGCAGAAGCAGCUGGAGCAGGCGCGGGGGACCCUGUCGGAGCAGCAUGAGCAAGUGAGCCGCCUCUCGGAGACCCUGAGUGCACUGCGCCGCCUACAGGCCGGCAAGGAGCGCCAGACGGCCCUGGACAAUGAGAAGGACCGCGACAGCCACGAGGACGGAGACUACUACGAGGUGGACAUCAACGGGCCCGAGAUCCUGGCCUGCAAGUACCACGUGGCAGUGGCCGAGGCUGGCGAGCUCCGGGAGCAGCUCAAAGCCCUGCGCAGCACACACGAGGCCCAGGAGGCCCAGCGUGCCGAGGAGAAGGGCCGCUAUGAGGCCGAGAGCCAAGCGCUCACGCGGGCGCCGGCCGGGGCCGACGGCGGGGCUGGGGACAGCAGCCCCUCACCGGGCUCCUCGCUGCCGUCACCCCUGAGCGACCCGCGCCGGGAGCCCAUGAACAUCUAUAGCCUGAUCGCCGUCAUCCGCGACCAGAUCAAGCACCUGCAGGCAGCCGUGGACCGCACCACAGAGUUGUCGCGGCAGCGGCUGGCCUCGCAGGAGCUGGGCCCUGCUGCAGACAAGGACAGGGAGGCCCUCAUGGAGGAGAUCCUCAAGCUGAAGUCGCUGCUCAGCACAAAGCGAGAGCAGAUCACCACGCUGCGCACCGUGCUGAAGGCCAACAAGCAGACAGCAGAGGUGGCCCUCGCCAACCUGAAGAGCAAGUAUGAGAAUGAGAAGGCCAUGGUGACCGAGACCAUGAUGAAGCUGCGCAAUGAGCUCAAGGCCCUCAAGGAGGAUGCGGCCACCUUCUCCUCACUGCGAGCCAUGUUCGCUACCAGGUGUGACGAGUACAUCACGCAGCUGGACGAGAUGCAGCGACAGCUGGCGGCCGCGGAGGACGAGAAGAAGACGCUGAACUCACUGCUGCGCAUGGCCAUCCAGCAGAAACUGGCGCUGACCCAGCGACUCGAGCUGCUUGAGCUGGACCACGAGCAGACCCGGCGGGGCCGCGCCAAGGCCACCCCCAAGGCCAAGCCGGCCACCCCGAGCGUAAGUCACACCUGCGCCUGCGCCAGCGACAGGGCAGAGGGCACCGGGCUGGCCACCCCUGUGUUCUGCAGUGAGAAGCACAGCAUUUACUGCGAUUAGGGCCGCGGGGCGCCACGCGCUGCAGCUAACGUCGCUUCACCUCAACUAACCCGGCAGCGCGGGCCGGCGGUGCUCGGUCAGCCCUAACGCCACUAACGCACAGGGCAGGAUUCUGGCUGAGGGUGGGCAUGGAGUCCCCAGGACACUCCUGCGAGCUUCACGUCCCCCUGGGAGUGCCCCGCAGCCAGUCGCUCUCCUGGGCGAGGUCGGAGGUGGGGCUUGAGCACGUCCUCGCAGAAGACGGGUGCACAAGGCCUCCCAGGCUCAGCACUGUUGGCGGCCCAAGGGAAGGCAUCCUGGCCUGUUCCCACACCCACAGGGCAGGGCUGAGGUCAGACUUGCACGUCCCUCGUGUGUCUCAUGGCUGCAGGUUCUGGCCCCACGCAGGCGUGGCCUUGAGGAUGGCUCUGUGCUUAGCGUGGUAUAUGGAAAGAAUUACGUCGUCGUUCCGCAGCUCCUCACUGGAAAGCACGUUCAGGACAGAGUGUAAUCUCUGCCCACACCCAGAGAAGGGCGGCCCUGCGUUUGCGUCCUGCAGCGCAGCAGCCGUGACAGGGGCCAGCAUGCAGCCUGUGCAUGUCAGAUCUGCGUGCGUGUCUGGCAGCCUGGGAGGCGAGGAGUCGGGGUUUCCUUCUGUGACGAGGAAAGCUUUCCAAGUGCCUGACCUCAGUCCUCCACGUGAGGUCUGUCCUUGGUCCUUGGGGUAGCCUGCUCUCAGGCUUUCCCCAGGGGCUUUGAAGACGCCAGCCUGCAGCCCUCGCCAGCAGCGGGCGUCACCAACUUAGAGGACACGCAUUGGUAGGCAGAGCCCUGCCCAGAGCUGGGAGGUUCUGCCUGGUCCCCCGUAGGUGUUCUCUUCAGUUAGUGCAUUUCGGCAGGUGGUGACGGAGAGGACAGGCAGCGUGGGGCCCUGUCCACACAGCAUGUUGGCAUCAGGCCUUCCGAGUGCACACAUUCUGCAGCAGAACCUUCUCAGUGUUCUCUCCCGAUCGCACCUUGGGUCGGCCAGGCAGGAGGCUGCAGCCUCUCCCUCUCGGGCUGCGCGCCUGUCCCAGAGGCCAUGCUGCCCUCGCGUGGCUGCCCGUCCCGCCCUCUGCCCUUCGGGGCCGAGUGUGUCUCAUCUCUUCCAGAACCCAGGACAGACCUGGUGUGUCGCCCUGCGGCUCUGUCCCAGGCUCAGACCCCGACCCCCACGAGCAGGACUUCAGAGGUGGCCGCCGCAUGCCCCCACACGCCGCUUUGCCCUGUCUGCACCAAGCCCGGCUCGCAGCUUCUCAUACUAACGGGCCGUGCGAGCGCUCGGAGCCACCGGCCCCUAACAC
This is a messenger RNA of Tupaia belangeri chinensis (Chinese tree shrew), 3581 nucleotides long. It is a transcript of the gene BICD2, whose product is annotated as BICD cargo adaptor 2. The record is from RefSeq and is a predicted model, not a curated record. Gene Ontology annotation, biological process: microtubule anchoring at microtubule organizing center; protein localization to Golgi apparatus; translation. Bases 1 to 2259 code for a protein of 752 amino acids. Gene Ontology annotation, molecular function: dynactin binding; dynein light intermediate chain binding; structural constituent of ribosome. Lineage: Eukaryota; Metazoa; Chordata; Mammalia; Scandentia; Tupaiidae. The transcript has 9 exons. Gene Ontology annotation, cellular component: Golgi apparatus; cytosol; ribosome.